Trichoderma virens Gv29-8 is the source of this 4005-nucleotide messenger RNA. RefSeq lists its product as uncharacterized. Gene Ontology annotation, biological process: mitotic G2 DNA damage checkpoint signaling; mitotic DNA replication checkpoint signaling; activation of protein kinase activity. The transcript has 4 exons. The record is from RefSeq and is a predicted model, not a curated record. NCBI's taxonomy places the organism in Eukaryota, Fungi, Ascomycota, Sordariomycetes, Hypocreales, Hypocreaceae. Bases 1 to 4005 code for a protein of 1334 amino acids. Gene Ontology annotation, molecular function: anaphase-promoting complex binding.
AUGGCUUCACUACGCUCUCCAACGCCAGCAUCUCGCGAUGCGACCCCAGAACUACUGACACCGCGGUCGAAACUCAGAGCGUUGCUUGCGACUGUGGACGGCAGCGAUGACGAAGACCCGGUUCAAAUUGGCGUACUCAAUACAAACCCAGACUCAGACUCAGACGUCCCGGUACGACCACGGGGAAAGCUGGCUUCCCGAAUGCAGGGCCCUUCCGAUAUAAGCAAUGAACCAGAGACUACGAAUGGCGCGGAAACUGCAAGAGACCGCGUUAGACGGAUGCUGGAGCAAGAAAAGGAGCAGCCUGGAGAAGCGAUGGACACUGAGAUGGUGGAUGCCGAAGAUGCUGAGGAAGAGGACGAGCUACCAGUAGCUUCACGACGACUAAUGCGCCGUGCUGCGCAUGACGACGCUACAGAUCUCUCAGCCAGAUCGACUAGCCCUGGGCUUUUUGUUUCUUCGCCAAUACGCCCGUCACCUACAAAGGCACCUCAGAACCAGCCAGAAUCCGAAGAAGACCUACCGACUGUCAAGUCAGAUCGCUUUAAAGCACUGGUGGAACGAAAACGACAGGAGCGCCUUGCGAGAGAGGCUGAAGAAGAAGCACGAAGAGCAGAGCGCCGAGCUCUACAGGAAAAGCUUGCCUCUGAGCUUGAGCAGCUGGAUUCCGGCGAUGAUGAUACUGGAGGUAUAACGGACGAUGAAGGGGGCCGCAGACUGACGCAGGAAGCUCGUCCAACGAGGAAAGCAAGCAAGAAGGCCCUGGAAGAGAUGAACCGCGAGACCCAGCGACUGGCACGAAAUAUGCAGCUCGCUCACGAAGCCAAGACACGAAAGAAACUCUCCAAAGCAAGUUUAUUUGAGCGUUUCAAUUUCAGGCCGGAUGGAGAGCCGCUGCCCGUGGAGCCUCCAGCAAACAGCUCCAGCAGACCAGUAUCACCCCCAACCGAUGGGGAUGCGAAUAAAGAUACGCCACCCAGCUCACCUCCUGUGGGGGAGAAGCGAGAUUCCGCCCAGGUUGAUGACAAUGCCGCUGCGAACCCACACGACUCAGUUGCAAACCCGGGUGUUGAACCUGCCAAGCCAUCGAGCCCUGCACGUUUAGACAAGGGAAAGGGACCAGCUAUUGACGUUGAGGAGCCAAGCAAGCCUGCACAAACUAAGCGUCAGGUGCGGGUGAGAAUACCAGUUCCAGCUAAAGCUGGCGCAGCAGACUCAGAUGAUGAGCUGGAGAUUACAACUACGUCAAAAGACAAAAUGAAUGCUGUUUUUAAUAAUAUUCCCUUCCGGAAGGCGCAAGAGUCACACUCGAUGCUGGCCCUGCGGGCUUUGGCUCAUGUCACAUCCCCCGGCAAGGAAACGAAGCGCAAAAACGAGCGAGAACGAAUGACUCCCGGUGAAUCUCACGCUCUUCUGAUGCAAAAGUGGAGAGAGCAAGUAAGGUCCGAGCGAGACCGAAGGCUAGAGUUGCUGAAAUCCCAAGGUGUCGUCAUCCAAACUUCAGAAGAACGAGAACGACAGAUGCAAGAAGUAGAGGAUAUCCUCGCCAAGGCUAGAGAAGAGGCCCGACGAAUCAAGGAGGAGGAGGUAGCAGCUGAGAAGAAAGAGAGGAAAGAGAGUGGUGAAGCGGACCCUCUGGCUUGGGAUGACAGCGAUGAUGAAGAGUACGAGGGUAAUGAUGCUGACGAAGAGGCAUCUGAUGUAGAGCUUUCGGGGUCUGAAGUGGAUGAGGAAGAGGAGGAGGAAGAUGAGGAGGAGGAGGAGUCAGAAGACGUCAUCGCAGGCUCAGCCAUGUUUGAAGCUGAAGCGGAGGAUGCAACAUCUGAAACCUCGGAAGCUCUCCCCAAGCUUGAUAACGAUGAGGCAGAAGACAAUGAUGACGAAGGUGUCGAAACAGCAACGCCGAUGAAGAGGAGGCGGGCGCGCAACAAGACUGCUAUUCUAUCUGAUGAUGAAGCUGAGCUUGCCGUCGAAGCCACACCGAAGUCGAAGAAGACUCCUGUUAGCACCGCAUUCCAGUCGCCCGCUGCACCCACAUCGGUGCUACGAUCUGCUAAGAAGACAUUUAUCCCUGGUCUUCCUGUACAAGGACCUGCUGGCCUUAGCCUUACCCAAAUAUUUGCAGGAACCAUGGAUGAUAACCAGAAAAGCCAGAUCAACGAGCCGACACAGUCAAUGAUGCCCGAUUUUGACGCUUUUCCCGAUUCCAACUUUUCAGCUGCCAUAGAUGACAAUGCUGAUGACAUGGUUCUCGACUCCCAACGGGAUGAAAGCCAAGGGGUAACUCAAGCUGUUCAGCUUAACCUUGCACAGACACAGAUGCAUGGCUUGGACAGUCUACUUCGGGAUGAAAUGAACUCUCAAAUCUCAGACAUGGUUGAGCUCUCUCAGGAUGGAGGGUUCCAGAGGUACACACCCCUGAAGUCGAGGUUUGUUGAGCCGCCACACUCUACGGUGGAGACGAUAUCAACGGACCAACAUGGCGAUGCGAUUCAGAGCUCUCCCCUUGUACGCAGAGGAAGGCUUCGACGAAAGAUGGAAAUGUCGUCUGUCGAUGAAGAUGUUGCCGUUCCCAUGAGUGGCGAAAAGGAGGGCGAGGCAGAAGCGGCACCUUCAAAGACGGCGUUCAAUGUUCUCCAAGAUGCUGCUGCUGAACAAAAGAAGAAGAAGCUCAUUGAAGAGUUCAACAAAAAGAAGAGCAAGGCAAAGGAGAUGGUGGAAGAGCAAGCCGAGGAAUCCGAAGAUGAGUAUGCUGGACUUGGUGGAGUGGAUGGCGAGGACAGCGACGACGAAUUCGAUGCUACUUUACAAGACAUUAUCGAUGAUGCGGCUGGCAAUGACGAGGAUGCCCGAAAGUUGGCCGCGUUCUAUGCUGAUCGGGAACGAAUUAAUGACGAAAAGGAGGUCGAAAAGCUGUACAAGGACAUCACGUCAGGUAUGCUUCGCCGAAAGCGCGGAGCCGACUAUGACCUGUCCGACUCGGACGAUGGCGGAGAGGCUCGACGGAGAAUGAAGCGCCGGCAGUUUGCGAAAAUGCAAAAGGCAUUGUUUGCUGAUGAGCGUGUCAAGAAGAUGGCUGAAAACCCUGGUAACCAAGCCUUCUUACGCACCAUUGAGGACCGUGGCAGCGACGAUGAAAUGGACGUUUUGGAAAUUGUCAAUGCACCGGCUUCACAAGGGGAAGAGUCUCAGUCUCAGAGCGAGCCCAUUGAACAACAGCAGCAGCGAAUCGUUCCCGACAGCCAACCACGUAAGCCACUGGGCAGUGCUGGCGACAAUAGGGCUCCGGCUCAUUUGAGACGAACCAAGGACGGCAAGAAACCUUCCAACAUUGGCGAGGUUCGUGAGACACUGUCUGAUCUACUGGAGGAUGGGCGACACAGCUCUGUUAUUCCGGCUACAGAAGUUGGCUCAGACAGCGAAGGUGAAGAAGGCCGACCUGCAUCUCGAGGAAACAAGGAAAACCAGUCCCCUGCCUCCCGCCGCACCAGGAAUGUCGUCGUCGAUCGUAUCAGUCUCAAGCGCAACGCAUCGUCAACCUCGUCUUCUAGCCGCCCUGCUUUUGCUACUGCGGUGGCCUCAUCCUCGUCGUUUAAAGUCCCCGCUUCGCUCCUUCGCCGCGCAACUACCAACUCGUCACUGUUGUCAACGGCCAGCACAUCGUCAUCUUCGACGACAGCGGCAGGUGGAUCUGGCAGUGGGUUUGGUGAAGAGACUAAGAUCAAGAAGGGCGCGGGCAAGAAGAGUGGCAUCAACGGGUUCUCGAGAGAUAACGAGAAGCUGGCUAGAAUGCAAGAGAAUGAACGAAGGCGGCAGGAGAAAAAGGUCCGUGGGGCAGAGAGCAGGGCGGGACUUGUUGGAGGCUUGCUUGCUACGACUUGGCAGCAGGCAGUGAUGCUCGCAAAGUACUUGUACUGCCAAAUACGCGGACAAGCUGCAUCUCGAAAGCGGCAACCCGAUGCCCCUAGCCGACAACAGCCCGGAAGCACGACAGGCAUUAGGUAG